AGCCUAGCCUUCGGUUGUCCCCCCCACGAACUCUCGCCGUAACUCGGAAAGUUUCGUCUUGGUGCUGCUUUGGUGAGGUGGAGGAGGGCCUGGGGGAGGGGAUGGCGAAAGGAGACGACGCGGUGAGGAGGAAGAGGAACAAGACCCACCGCAAGCGAAUGAGGAACAGCGACUCCGCCGUCUCCGCUCGCGUCGCCUCCAUCAUCGCCGCCAAGCACCGCCGCAAGGCCGGCAAGCGCCGCAUCUGCGAGGGGAUGUGCUUCAGCCUCCCGACUCCCGACGACCCCUUCAACGAUCGGCACGGCAAGAAGGGCGUGGCCAAGACGUGCGCCGCUCGGAGGGCCAACGAGAAAAGAAAGUCGCUUGCCCUCCCCAAGGAGGUCCCUCCUCCCGGUCCGGCCGCCGAGAACAAAGUAAAUCAGGUAGACGUCGCUCCGAAUCACGAGGGAGACCGGCGCCCUGGAGGAAAGGGCGGUGGAGAUGGUGGCUGCUCGGACUACGGCAGCCCCUCCAAGUUUCUUAUCCUCUGCCUGAACGCCCUACAGGAUGCUUGGGUCGAGGAAGGGACAUCCGAUGGAAGUGUGGAGGGGAAUCUCUUGGCCAGCACCUGGGGUGUGGAGUUCUGGAGGUGCUGUUCUGCCGGAUCGGAUAUAUCGGACACUAGUGGGGCUUGUGCUAGCAGAGAGCAGAUCGCUUGGCUGGUUUCCACGGCUUCUGAUAUCAUUGCACAGAAGGAGAAGCAGGGGAUUUUCGUGACCAGCCCCUUCCUUGUAUACCUCGUCCCAUCUCAAGAGAAGGCUGUUCAGGUUAGAUCACUGUGCAAACCACUCAAGGCUUUCGGAAUCCACACAGUAAGCUUGCACCCCAGUGCGUCUAUGGAUCACCAGGUUCACGGUUUAAAAAGCUGCGAGCCUGAGUUCGUUGUAUCCACCCCAGAAAGGCUUCUUGAGCUUGUUGCCCUAAGGGCCAUUGACAUAUCUAGUACAUCCUUAUUGGUUAUUGAUGGAUUGAAAAAAUUUCUAGACCUUGGGUUUGUAGAUAAAGUCUAUUCCAUCAGGGACAGUAUAACUGGACAUCCUCAGAUGGUUCUCUUCAGCGAUUCUGAUGAAGAAGCCCUUAAGCCUGUGGUGCAAAAUUUACUCAGAAAGCCACUUAGGAGACUGUCGUUGUAUGAUUCUGCAGCUAGUCAAAGUGCAUUUAUAUCUCAACAUGUGCACUUAUGUACACCAGAAGAGGAUAAGCUAUUGAAGGCUAUGCAAAUUCUUACUCAGACACUUAGUAACCAAACACCCCAUUGUGUUAAGGUCCUAUUUAUACUGGGAACAGCUAGCAAGGCUUAGAUGUUAAUUUCUUCCCUUAAUGCUGGAGGUUAUGCAUUAUAUGACUCUGCAAGCGACUUCUUUAUUAUAGCUGACAGUGAAAAGGUGACAAAAGUCACGGUGAAGGAUAAAGAGAACAUUCUGAAAGCAGAUAUGGAGGAAUUUGAAAUAGUGAUGUUUGUGGAUCUGCCCUCAGUUGAAGAUUAUGUCGAAAUUCUCACAAGAAUUGCACGCCAUUCUGUAACUGGGGUGCUACAUAGUUUUUUUCGGAAAGCAGAUGCUCCUCUCUCUCAGCCUCUAAUCAAUGUGCUUGAGCAGUGUGGUCAGAUGGUGCCUGAAGUCCUGAGAAGUUUUGAUUCUUCAUAGUUUAACAGUUGAGGUUGGAGAUAUUUGAUGAAUGAUCAGCAGUCUCAUUCAUUUGUUCUUUCAUUUUUCUUUCAUUAUGGAUGUGACAUGCUUUAUGAUAGAGUUAUAUCCACGAUGAAUGCGGUUUUGACCUUCACCUAGUAACUGAUCUCUUCCUGAUAGCCUUUUUAUCUACCAAAUAAUUUAGUAUGACUCAUGUUGAAAGUUGCUUUAUAGCUUAUGUUUUGAAGUUUCUCAAAAUUCAUACCGUGCUAAAGUAUAACCUGUUUUCUAGAAGUAUCAUCUCAUGCUGUAUAAGAAAGUUAAGAUACAUGAACUCCCGAAUGGUGUCUGCAUAAACAAAGUACUGGCCUCUGCAAGGCAUUGUCGGGGAUGUGCGGUCCAAGGAUUUCUGAUGCUGCUGAAGUAUGUUAAUCUGAAUUUAGUUGUAGCUACUUGUAUGUUUGAAACUGUGCAACGUGUCAGUGGAAUUUUGAAGAAUUCAUUCUGCAGUUUCUCUUUUAUUUCUUUUCAAAUUUUCUCCAGAAACUCCUGGAUAAAGUGGAUCUGUGUUGUACCGUUCUGGCAUUAUGUCCAGAGAAUGGCCAACCAAUCACCUUUCCCUUCAAUGUAUCAAUUCUCUCCUUAGAUCCCAUGAUCAAGUGUUUGCAGUCUUUCA
This is a messenger RNA of Elaeis guineensis (African oil palm), 2343 nucleotides long. RefSeq names its product DEAD-box ATP-dependent RNA helicase 40. NCBI's taxonomy places the organism in Eukaryota, Viridiplantae, Streptophyta, Magnoliopsida, Arecales, Arecaceae. The record is from RefSeq and is a predicted model, not a curated record. Gene Ontology annotation, molecular function: nucleic acid binding; ATP binding.